This is a messenger RNA of Ananas comosus (pineapple), 2271 nucleotides long. RefSeq names its product pentatricopeptide repeat-containing protein At5g39980, chloroplastic. The transcript has 2 exons. The coding region runs from base 45 to 2141 and encodes 698 amino acids. The record is from RefSeq and is a predicted model, not a curated record. NCBI's taxonomy places the organism in Eukaryota, Viridiplantae, Streptophyta, Magnoliopsida, Poales, Bromeliaceae. Gene Ontology annotation, molecular function: protein binding.
UAGUAGUUACCUUUCGACUCCAUUACAGUCAUUCCACCUGCCAAAUGGUAGAGAAAGCCUUACCAGCAGCCACUCUUCUCCCACUCCCAAUCCCCCCUUCCCCCUACUCCUACUCCUCCUCGCUUCGCCUUCGCCCUCGCCCUCGCCCUCGCCUCCUCCGACUCCGCCCCAUCACCUGCUCCUUAUCCUCCUCGUCGAUCUCCAUCUCCCAUGGCCGUCGCCAUGGCCGUGGCGAUCGAAGGCACCCCAGAUACAUGGACCGGAGCGUGGACAUGGGCGCGCUCGUGGCGGCGCUCAACGCGGCCUCCAACUUCGAGGAGCUCCGCUGCGUCAUGUCCCCCUACCUCUCCUCGUCGGGCGCGCCGCUCCUCUCCCUCCGCUUCAUGUGCUCCCUCCUCUCCCGCCUCCCGGACUGGCGCCGCUCCCUCGCCCUCCUCGACUGGAUGACGACGAUGACGCCGACGAUGAUGCCCCCCGAGGAGGAGGAGGAGGCCUCCAAUGGCGGAGUAGGCCGCGGCGGCCCGCUCUAUCCGCCCUCGCUGGCCCCCUUCAACGUCGUCCUCCGCAACGCGUGCCGCGCGGGGGCGCUCUCCUUCGCCUGCGCCCUCCUCCUCCACAUGCGCGCCCCGCCCCUCUCCCUCGUCCCCGACGCCUUCUCCUACUCCACCCUCCUCUCCGCGCUCUCCUCCGACGGGGAGGAGCAGCACCACCGCCUCGCCCUCUCGCUCCUCCCGCUCAUGCGCGCCGACGCCGUGCGCCCCGACCUCGUCCUCUACUCGACGCUGAUGAGCCUCUCCCUCCGCCUCCGCGACCCGUCCCGCGCCCUCGCCCUCUUCUCCCGCCUCCGCGCCGAGGGGAUCGCCCCCGACCUCCGCGCCUUCAACGCCGCGCUCGCCGCGCUCUGCGCGCUCGGCCUCCUCCGCGACGCGCGGCGCCUCCUCCUCUCCGGCAUGCCCGCCGCCUCCGUCGCCCCCGACGCCUCCUCCUACGCGCCCCUCCUCUCCGCCCUCGUCCGCCGCCGCCGCUUCCUCGCCGCGCUCUCCCUCUUCUCCCACAUGCGCGCCGCCCGCGUCCGCCCCGACCUCCCCGUCCUCAACAUCGCCCUCCACGCCUACGGCCGCCUCGGCCUCGCCCGCGACGCCGACCGCCUCUUCUGGAGCAUGCGCCGCCACCUCGGCGUCGACCCGGGCCUCGUCACCUACAACACCAUGCUCCGCGUCUACGGCGACGCCGGCCUCUUCGGCGAGGCCGUGCACCUCUUCCGCCUCAUGCAGCGCAAGGCCGUCCCCCAGAACGCCGUCACCUACAACACCAUGAUCGCCCUCUACGGCAGGUCGCUCGAGCACGAGAAGGCCGCCAACCUCAUGCACGAGAUGCGCCGCCGCGGGAUCGCGCCCGACGCCGUCACCUACUCCACCGUCAUCUCCGUCUGGGCCAAGGCCGGCAAGCUCGACCGCGCCGCCAAGCUCUUCCAGAAGCUCCGGGACGCCGGCGCCGAGAUCGACCCCGUCCUCUACCAGACCAUGAUCGUCGUCUACGAGCGCGCCGGCCUCGUCGGGCACGCCAGGCGCCUGCUCCACGACCUCCGCCACGCGCAGGGCGCCGUGCCCAAGACCACCGCCGUCAAGAUACUCGCCGGCGCCGGCCGCCUCGAGGAGGCUGCCUGGGUGUUCCGUCAGGCGCUGGACGCCGGGGAGGCCAGGGACGUCUCGGUGUUCAAGGCCAUGAUCGACCUCUUCUCCCGCAACCGGAAGCACCGCAACGUCGUCGAGGUGUUCGACAAAAUGAGAGCGGCAGGGUUCUUUCCCGACUCCGAGACAAUCGCCACCGUAUUGAAUGCCUACGGUAAACUUCAGGAGUUCGACACGGCCGCCGCACUAUAUAAGGAGAUGCAGGAGGAAGGUUGCAUAUUUUGUGAUAGGGUUCACUUCCAGAUGCUGAGUCUACUGGGGGCGCGGAGGGACUUUGAGGGGAUGGAGUCCCUGCUCGCGAAGCUGAGCGACGAUCCCAACAUCGACAAGAAGGAGCUCCAGCUCGUCGCCGCAGGCGUGUACGAGAGAGCAAACAAGCUCGAUGAGGCUUCAAGGAUCAUUGAGCAGAUUAAAAACUCAAAUUCAUCUGACGAUGGACUAGACUUCUAAAGAGUUUGAUCUUUAUUGUAUAUUUGGUCGAUUUUGCCAAUUGGGUGUAUAGUGGAGGUUGUGCGUAUUUGACUUUGUCUAUGAAUACCUCAUUGAAUCAUUUCUUUCCGGAUUGGAACAUUGAUGCAAA